Molecule: messenger RNA, 5271 nt
Organism: Notolabrus celidotus (New Zealand spotty)
Lineage: Eukaryota; Metazoa; Chordata; Actinopteri; Labriformes; Labridae
Gene: ttc9b
Product: tetratricopeptide repeat domain 9B
Exons: 3
Coding region: 242-988 (248 amino acids)
Molecular function (GO): protein binding
Source: RefSeq, a predicted model, not a curated record
GGUGCUGAAGCUGCGCGUGCCUCGGAGGUUGCUCCCAUAGAAAUCCACACGAGCAUCCUUCCGCGAGACGAGAGGACCAGAACAACGUCGUUUCAGCGGGCUCCUCCAGCCUUAUUUGUCCUUUAAGGCUUCCAGAUUUAUUCGGUUAAUCUUUCAAGCACAAUUUAACAAGGAAACGUUUCUGAAGCCGUUUUCUGGGCUUGUUUUCGAGGCUCCUCGUCCCCUCCGUACCGCAUCCUUUAUGCACAGCACGCUGCUCCGGUCCUCCCCAACAAAACACCCGUUCGUGUCCGAGCACCAUGGCCCGCUCCCGGCGCUUUCACUGAGAGAUAUGGAAGCCAAACAGCACCAGAUAAAGAGCAUAAAAAGCUACCCGGAGACCGGUGGCCGGAGCCUGGCAGCGGCCGCCGGAGUUGACAGCGGCGGCGGCGGCGGGUAUCGAGCCGGCUCAGCUGAAGCGGAGAUGGAUGUAAAGAUCCAGAAAGCCAUCGACUUCAAGGUAGAGGGUCACCGCUGCUAUAAGGAGAAGAAAUUCCGGGAGGCGAUCGGCAAGUACCACCGGGCGCUGCUGCAACUCAAAGGGGUGCAUGUUGUUGACGGGACGACGGGCUCCGAGGUCAACCUGCUGAACCAAGCGGCGGCCAAGCUGACCGAGGAGCAGCGGAGAACCGUGGAGAGCACCGAGAUCGAGUGCUACGACAGCUUGACAGCGUGCCUGCUGCAGUCAGAGCUGGUGAACUAUGAGCGGGUGAAGGAGUACUGUCUGAAGGUGCUGAGCCAUCAGAGAGACCACUUCAAGGCCAUGUACCGAGCCGGCAUCGCCUUCUAUCACCUGGGUGACUACGAAUGUGCCCUGCGCUACCUGCGUGACGCCAAGAACCGUGAACCCACAGACACCAACGUGCUGCGGUACAUCCAGCUGACGGAGAUGAAGAUGAGUAAGAGCGGACAGCGGGAACGAGAGAGCGGCAAAGAGACCCAGGGCUGACGCUCGACCUUUCCACCCUCCCUGCCCCUCGACUUUUGACCCUCCAAGCAGUCCCUACAUCAACCCCCCCUUCUCUCUCUCUCCACCUCCUUUAUCGACUCCUGACAGCAGCACAGCCCCGCAGACAGAAGAGACAGACCCAAACACCCGCCAGCGAUGGGAAACAACGGGAGACAUAUCAAAAGCCGUCUGCAAACCGACGUCCUCUUUCCUUCUCUUUCCUCUUCUUCUCCCUCUUCCUCCCUCUGGUGCUGUGCUUCCUCUCCCUCGAUACAGACAGUUGUGCAAACAUCAAAAAAACAUCAAAAAACAAGGAAAAUGCUGUAUUAUACUCAUACGAAACAGUCAAUGUGGUGGAAUGACAAAGGAGCUUCAAACAUACAUAUGAAUAAUGGACAUUUGCGUGAUUUAGUUCAUGUUUUAAAGACAUAAGAUGCAUUUUGUUUCUGCUUUCUUGCUCUCUCUUUCUCUCUGCCUUCUCUCUCCGUCGUAUCUUGAACUCUUGAGGAGAAUAUCAGGGGGGUGGGAAGCUUUACCACGCUGGGAGGAGGGCAGGGGACCAUGAGGAGUGUGUGUGACACAUAUCAAGACCAUAGCCCAAAUUUGAUUGUACAUCCCUCUUCUCCGACAGGGCUCACUCAGACCCCUUACCCACACUUUGGGACAGACUAACACCAGAAAUCUUUCAUCCAUCGCUCUUCGUUUGACUCUUUCUUUCCUGAAUUUCCUGAAUUUGUGGACAGUUUUUUCUUUUGAUUCAAGGGCUAAUUCAAUUGUUUCUGUUUUUAGAGAUAUUAUUUGGCUUUGUGCGGUCAUUUUGUAGUAAGUAAUGGAUAUUUAUAGCAUCUGUGCGCGCAGCACAACGACACAAUCCUCCAGCAGUUCCUGCUGUUACCAGGUGUGGUCAUGUGGAAACUUCUGUCUUGAAUCUGUCGCCCCUCCAAAGUCAUGUGUCGAUGUUGAUGUUGUUCAGACUAUCGAAGCCCCUCCCUCCUUUCCUCCCUUCCUCUCUGUUCUCCUGUUGAUGAUGUCACUUCGGAAAAUAGCCAAUGGGAUCGUGUUCCAUCAACCGCAGUUGGCUGGAUGGAAAUCACUCUAAAGUUUUGCACCGAGAAACGCUUUAUGAUUUCUAAACGGAGGUCCAACCUUUUAUGGCUAAUGCUGAAGGUUUCCCAGACAUCGAUAACACACCGUGGAGUCUUAGUGCAGGGAAAACAAUCACACACGUCGGCCCUGGGCCCUGGCAGACUACACCGCCAUGUUUAAGCACUCAGCUUUAGUGCUCUUUAACAAGAGUGUGCCAUUUGAGAUUUCCUCCUCCUUACUUUAUCUAUGUUUGAAAAUUGCUCCCAGCAUAGCGAUGUUAGGACAGAGAACACAGCGUUUAGCGUUAGACACCACUAUGAGGAUACGGUUUGUGGAUGUACGUGGCUAGCUGUCAAAAGAUACAUGAAUCAUUUGCUGCCGCUUCUCUUGUGACUUGUGAAGCCAUUGAUAAUGCGAACAUUGCUUUUAAGAUAGCUUUACCACAGGCUGUUCCGCGGAAGGUUGGAUUGACGAUUUGUGAAAGCAUGACCUGAAUUCCCCUCUCUCUGAUGCCAUGAGAAUGUUUCCCCUCUUGCAUGUGAUGUGCGGCUGCUGAGAGUUACUUCAGAUGUAUGGGACAGGGAUUAUAUCUGCUCUAUUGCUUUCCAUCAUGGCAUGCCGCUACACUGUUUGCUCAUGCCUCGAUUUUAGCAUUCUGCCCUUUAUAAACACAGAAGGUGGUGACAGCCUGUGAUUGCAACAUCAGAAGAGGUAUCAAAUAAAUCUAGAAAUCAGUCCUUAAUGAAAUAGGGUCACCUUCUGCCUUGGCCAAGGUGAGAAAUAAGAGGUAAUCCCUCUGCUUAGGAAAUUCAAAAAAAGGGAUGGAAGAGAAAAUCAAAGAAAUAUGCUGUGGAAGAUUUCCCCUCCCCAUUUUUCCAGUGACCUGCAAGGAGGUAAAUAGGUACCUAAGUGUGUCAAUGGGACUCUGGAGAGACGGCACCAUAAGUUGAGGAGACCGGCAUGAUGCAGAGAGGCUCCAGUGGAGGGAGAAGUAGGCCAUCAUUAGCCCCAGUGAAGCAGCUGCAGCAGAGACUCGAGAACACAAACAGAAAAGAGAGCAGAGAGUUUUUAAUAACCAAGUAUAACAAGGCCGAGCAUAUAGACUUAUUGAUGAAGAGCCAUCUGCCUGGAACAGGAUGGGUCAAGAAAUGAUGGGAGUGAUGAAGGCACGGCCAGCAGCUUGUUAGCUUAGCACAAAAAGGGUAAACAGAGGGAACAGCGAGACUGGCUCCGUCCAAAAACAACCAAAUCCACGUUCCAGAACCUCAAAAGCUAAAAAAUGAACACCAUUUAAAAUCUAAGUAAAAUCUGUAUUAAUAGCAAGCAGCAACCCUCCGGUCUAAAAAUAUGAGUCCAAUGCAGAAGUGCUAAAAACUGCAGUUCAUCGAGGAUCCACUUGAGGCUGGCUCCAGAAGUACCGGAGACCACAUACACACCAAUUCAAAAAAGCAGAUCUUUACAGCAGAAAUAAACAUGUAUACAGCCUGGUACAAAAGACCAGUGUAGUAUGGAUGGCUCAUUUCUCGGGUGAAUUUUUUUCUAACUCAGCAACUUCGAAGUUAUUGAGAUUACGAGUCUUCUAAUGAGAGGCACAGCUGACUUGAUUGGUAGGCAGGAACACUGUAGCUGUUGGCUAGGAGGCUCAAAGCCCGCCUCUUUACGUCACAAGCAGUGUGUGCAGCAAUAUGGCUGCUGCCGCCAAUUGGCCUCAAAACAGCACUUCAGAAACAGAUGGGUGACGUCACGGAUACUACGUCCAUAUUUUAUACAGUCUAUGAUUAAUACACAAGAUUAAUGAGACAUUUAAUGAAAUCUGUUUUUAAACUUUUUCACUUAAGGUGUCCUAGUUCUUGCCGAAUUAAACAAAUCUGGUUCUGAUUACCGGACAGUGACUGGACAAGUGCCCUUAACUUAAAAUAAUAUCUCAGAGAACAAAUCAUAAGUCGUCUUAAGCAAUUAUCCCACUCAAAAAAGCGUGUGAUUAUGAGUCAGAGAUUUAAUCAGCAUCGCUCAGCUAAAAAUGUCAGACGCAUGGGCCUUCCUCACUCUUAAUGUGCCUCUCCUCCUCUCCUCCUCUCUUCCUCUGGUGUCCCAGAGGAGAUAAAUCAACAAAAACAGCAGCGAGGAAUGGCACCUGCAGGCUCGGUCUCCAUGGCUGCCUGGGCUGAGUCUAUUCACCCGUGGGCCUCUCGAGGAUCGGUCUCCUCCCGUGGUCGUCUCUCCACAGCACCAGUCUGCCAUCUUGUUUUUGUCUCACUAAGCUAAGUCAUCCUAGCUUAGCAUGUGCUCUGGCCGUCUAGGGGAUAAGAAGCUGCACAUGAAACAGUUUCAUUUCAGGCUGAUCAGUUCUUCAUCGAUGCCGGAGCUGACUCCGAGGCUGUUAGUGCGCGAGCUGAAACAUGCUGUCUUUGCCAAAAAGAAACAUCAGAUCUCUCCAUCAGUGUAGCUUUGAAAACAAACAACAAAAAGCACAACAAAAAAGAGACAGAAAAGUCAAACUGGCUGUGUUUUUUUUGCUCUUUUUGCUUUGAUGUCAUUUGAGGUAAAUGUUUGUCAAAUGUCAGAGUAGUUUUUGUGAAUAUAUGAUACAAAUGUACAAAAAAAUAACAAAAAUGGAAAGUUUUAUGGUCGUGAAAAGCUUUACUUUACUGAAUUACUUUAUCAACGGAAAAGAAAAGCAGGAGAUAGAAAAGAGAAUUUUACUAAAGCUCUUCCUCAGAGCUGCUUUGUAACUGUGUCUGUAUUUGUUGGUAUAUUUCUGUUGACGUCCCUUUUCGUCAAAGGGAUCAAGAACCGACUUGGAGUGUGUGCAUUGCCUUUGACGCCCCCCCCCCCCCCCCCCCCCCCCCCGUCCCUCCAAACGUUUUGAUGACCUUUGACCUUACUCGUCUGUUUCUGCACAGUGAGACGCAGGAGUGGAUGAAAACUCUGAGGAACUCAUACCAGAGCGCAGAGCUGCUCCUCACAGCCACAGAUCUCCAUCACGCUUUCAUGGAGAGAAACAAAAACACAGACAUGAAGCUGGGGACGUCCAAGCUAUGACUGCGUUUUUGUCCCGCCUCACUCCCAAGAGGCCUUUUUCCAUUCAACAUCCAAACAUCACAGGCCUCCAUCACUGGUUUUACUGAACUGCUAGCCCGGGAAUGCACUAUUGAUUGGUUAAUGAAGAUUAUGAAUAAAGUUUCAAACAAGAGGAA